Messenger RNA from Macroventuria anomochaeta, 1359 nucleotides. RefSeq lists its product as uncharacterized. Lineage: Eukaryota; Fungi; Ascomycota; Dothideomycetes; Pleosporales; Didymellaceae. The record is from RefSeq and is a predicted model, not a curated record. The transcript is spliced from 2 exons. The coding region runs from base 1 to 1359 and encodes 452 amino acids.
AUGAACCAAGCAGAAGAUGUUGAGGUUAUCCUUGGCCACAAACGCCGCUACAGGUUUCACUCAGGUACACUCGCGAGGAACUCCACGCUGUUUGCCGAGAUGCUGAGCGAGCGCAAUGCGGCCAAACUGAACAGUCGCGCAAGAACUGCUGGCAUCAAGAUUCGUUGGAUGAUCGAGCUUACGCGCUUACCCAACGAGCAAUUUCCUGCCGGUUGCCUUGAGCUUGUGGAACUUACGCCUACAGGCGAGCGCGUAGAUGGUCGCUCGGGCCUCAUUGUCAACGAAAACGGUCGCGUUCCCCAGGCCGACAAGACAUUCCAAAAUUACGAGUCAAUCCUCUACGCCUUCUACAACAAGGAGCUCACUGUCGAUGACACCGAUAUGUCCGCUGCUCUGUCUGACUGUUAUCAGCUACUCCAGAUCUCGGAUUAUCUAGGCUGUACUGGCCUAAUCUCCAAACCGAUCGAAGUCGCCCUUUUCAAGCAUGGCCAAGACCUCUUCCGCGCUAUUCAAGGCGUACCGUAUGCCUGGAUCGAAAUGGCGUACCGCAUUCGUAGCGAGCUGAUUUUCAAAGAAUGCAUCAUCCACCUAGUUGGUGACUGGAAGAACCUCAAGACCAGGUCGAACAUUAUCGACCGCCUCCGCGAUGUGCCUAGCGUGCGCGGACUGAUCGAGAAGUACCACCGCGCCCUCCUUGAGAAGUCUAAAGCCCUCGAGCUCAGCAUCCUUUCGCACUACCCACAAGCCAUGCGCCUCCCCUCAGAAGACCUGCCUAUCAAGCGCGAGUCCUAUGCGAAAGACAUCCUGGUCUGGAUGGCGCUCACCUUCUUCCGCCACUGGGUCUCCCAGCGCCUCGUCACAGGCAAAGGACGUGACGCAUCAGACUGCGGCUACGACCUCUUCUCCGCGCUCGGUACAGGAGGAGAUGGGUACAUGGACAAGUUCGUCAUCAAUCAGUUCCACACACGCUUCCCCAUGACCAAGAAGGCCAUGAACGUGCUCGAAAACCACCUCUUCGAGAUCAAAGAGUGCAUCAAGAAGGUCGUCGAUGACAGCAAGGUGCUUCGAAGUCAAUGCCAGCUCGACGUGCACCGCUUUCCAGUGAAGUAUCUGACGUGUACGGAGUUUGCGAGAGAGGAGUUCCCGUGGUUGAAGGAAGACAGAGAGGCUAAGGUCGUGCCGGCGAAGAGGGCGUACAAGCCAGGUGGGAAUGAAAUUGCGAGGUUGAAUCUGGAGACUGCACGAAGGUUUCAGAGGGGUCUUAGUGAGGAGGACCAGGAGGAGAUGGAAUAUGACGAUAAUGAAGAGAUGGAAGCUGAGUAUGAGAGCGAGACGACUAAGCGUAUGCGGUAUGAGUAG